Molecule: messenger RNA, 1005 nt
Organism: Amorphotheca resinae ATCC 22711
Lineage: Eukaryota; Fungi; Ascomycota; Leotiomycetes; Helotiales; Amorphothecaceae
Exons: 2
Coding region: 69-881 (270 amino acids)
Source: RefSeq, a predicted model, not a curated record
AAGAAGUCGAAUUGCUCGGCCGCGCUCCCAGCAGGAAGAUCAUACGCAGAGAGAUAUAAAGUCUGGACAUGGGUCGGAAGUCAGGUGGGAAAGAGAAGAGGAAGAAGGGGGAGGGGGAGGAGGAGGAUGAGUUUGUGUUUGAGGAUGUGAAAUUCCAGAUGCUGUUUAAGAAGCAUUUACAGCUGCUGGAGGCGCAUGUUGAGAUCUUGGACCGCAUGAUGCAGGCCAUGGCCAAUGAAAUGAAUAAAAUGGACUCCUCGGCCAGGAAACAACUCGAGUUGAACCCGACUGGCAGAUGGCGCGUCCUCUGCGGGAUGCGGGAGCGCGCCCGCGACACGCUGGGGUCGGCGCGGUGGGCGAAUGAGGGGAUCAUGAAGAGAGUGCGCAAGGAGGGGAGCAAGAGUGAUGGUGAUAGUGAUGAUGCAUCUGGAGAAGAGGAGACGACCAACAAGGACCCGGUAUCCAAGCGGCCAAACUGUGCGAGACAUAAGGAUAAGGCUACAGAUGGCAAGAGCAAGAAGUCUAGGAGGGAAUCCGAAACCCAUGUGCUGGAAGUGAAACCCCCGACAACAGUGGAUUUCGCAGCCAUGCAAGCACAACUACACGCCGAGGUCGAGGCCGCGCUAAGAGCCAAAGAGGAGCAGCAGAAAAGCCUGGGUGGGAAUGGCGAGAACACUCAGUUGGUGAGGAAGGAAAAGAAGAGGAAGAGGAAUAGGAAUAGUGAUGGGACUCAGACGGUCAUCAUGUCUCCUAAGAAGCAGAAGAUGCUGGAGGCGAAGCCUGCUGAAAGUGAUGUUGCUGGGGGCAAGAAGGAUAGGAAGAGGAAGGCGGAUGAGCUUCUUGAUAGGGGGAAGACUAAGAAGCUGAAGGCUGGAGCUUAGGCUUCAGGUUUGCUCUUGCAAUGGUGUGUAUAUGUAUGCGUGCAGCAUCUACAUCGUAGGUGUGUAUUAUAAUGGUUAGAUUGGAAUGGCCGGUGUUCAAAAUGAGAUUCUAGAGGUGGGAAUG